CCUCUUGCCCCGCCCCUCCCUUCGGAGAGCGGCUCCGGAAAUGGUCGUGCUGGGCUCCGCUGCGGCUGCGUCGGGCCCCGCUCCCCGGACUGAAGGAGACUGAAGUUUAGGAGCUGAGGCUGAGAGUGUGACUUCCCCAAGGCCAUUUGGAUUUACAAGCGAACAACGAAGGAGCAAAAUAAGCAGGGUGCCUGUCCAGACAUCGCAAGAACCCAAGGUAGCAAGGGGAUCCUUAUGCAGCACCACGUGAAAUGAACAAAACUCCACAGCCCUCAGGAGGAACCCCAUCAGCCCCACACCCCUCCCCCUCUCCUGGACUUCCACAGCAGUCAGCAUUUCCUCCUGGCCAGGCGGCACCUGUGGUUUUUAACCCAGCUCAAGCUACCCAAAUGAAUACGCCUUCCCAGCCUCGACAGUUUCCAGCAGGGCCUCGUGCUUUACAUCAGCAGGGAGGAUUCAGGUCUCUUCAGCAUUUCUACCAGAACAGGGCCCAGCCUCCGACAAGUGCUUCCCGGGUGCAGAGUAAUACGUCGGCUCGGCCUGGCCCACCCACUCAUGUUUAUCCAGCUGCUUCCCAGGUGAUGAUGAUCCCCUCACAGAUCUCCUACCCUGCUUCGCAAGGCUACUACAUCCCUGGACAGCAGGGCCGCUCCACAUACGUUGUUCCGACUCAGCAGUAUCCUGUUCAGCCAGGUGCCCCCAGCUUUUACCCUGGAGCCAGCCCCACAGAAUUUGGCACCUAUGCUGGUGCAUAUUACCCUGCCCAGAGUGUGCAGCAGUUCCCUCCUGCCCAGGUCAUCAUGAAUCAGCAGCCACCGAUCCCGCCAAAGCGAGAACGCAAGACGAUCCGAAUACGAGAUCCAAAUCAAGGCGGCAAGGAUAUCACAGAGGAAAUAAUGUCUGGCGCUAGAACUUCCUCUACCCCCACUCCUCCACAGGCUGGAAGUGGUCCAGAACCACAAGCCAACGGAGAGACAUCACAUGUAGCAGUUAUUGUCCGGCCAGACGAUCGUCCCAAGGCUGGCCCAGUAGUAACUAAACCUGUUUCCUCGGAGGCGAGCAAAUCAGCUUCCCCGUCUCCCCCUCCGCCCCUCAUAGCAGAGGCCGAGUCUGCGCUGCCAGCCGCCGUGGCGCUGGUGCGCACAGAGAGCCCCAUUGCAGUGGACACUACAGAGGAGCCGCCCGAGGUCCCCGCCGAUAUAUUUGAACCCGUUAGCGCCACCACUACAGUGCCAGGGGGCCCCGUGCUCCCCCAGGAAGCCCCCGUCUUGGACACAGAGUCUCAGGAGGAGGCUGCUGCUAGCCCGAUUUUGGAGCCUCCCCCCCAGCCGGUUCCUGCAGAAAUGCCGGUGGCCGAAGAGACGGUGCCGGCUGAGACAGUGACUGUCCAGCAGGAGACCCCUCAGCCAGAGGAACCACUUCCUGCGGCUCCGCCAGGGGCUCCCCCGACCCCGCCACCUUCCCUGGAGGAGGUAUCUGAGGGGGCCGUGGAGUCUAACGGGGUGCUGGAGGAGGAGACGCUGGAGCCCGUGCCCGAGGCUGCCACGUGCCAGCCAGAUUCCGCCGUAGAGUCCCCCAUCGCUCAGCCGGAGGAGCUAGCAGCGAUGUCCCAUGGGCUGGAUGCCCCAGAGAAGCAGGCAGCCGAAGAGUCCGAGGAUCAGCCCGAGUCGGACAUGAGCCCCAUCUCCGAGCCCGAGGAGGUGAAAGCCGAGGAGCCCCUGGCCCCACUGGCCACACCUCCUGCCGAAGAGGAGGAGGAGGAGGAGCCGGAGGAGGAGGAGGAAGAAGAAGAGGAAUGCGAGGAGCUGGCCGAGACCACAGAGCAGAGCACCCAGCCAGCAGCUGCGCCCUUGGAGGCCGCAGAGGUGGCCACACAAGUGGCCGUAUCGGUGCCAAAGAAGAAGCGGAAGAUGAAGGACCUAAACAAAAAGGAAGCUGUUGGAGACCUGCUGGAUGCAUUCACGGAGCCCAGUGAGGGUGGCUCAGAGAUAGAGAACAAGCCCCCCAUGCCAGCCCCAGAGCCCGAGGAGCCUGCCCCCGUUCGCUCCCAGGACGAGCCCGAGGAGACAUGGGAAGAGAAAGAGGAUAAGCUAGACCCUGAGAAGGUCAAGCAGGCUGAACAGAAGUACAGCUACACAGCAGAGCAUUGGAAGCCAUUGAACCCAGAAGAGAAGAAGAGAUACGACCGGGAGUUCCUGUUGGGUUUCCAGUUCAUCUUUGCCAGCAUGCAGAAGCCCGAGGGUUUGCCCCAUAUCAGCGAUGUGGUCUUGGAAAAGGCAAAUAAGAUGCCCUUGCGACCUCUGGACCCUGUGCGCCUGAGCACCAUGAAUUGCGGACCAGAUUUCACACCCUCCUUUGCCAACCUGGGCCGCCCAACGCCACCUAACCGUGGACCGCCUGCAGGGCCAGGGCAACGCCGUUCCCAGCAAAGCCUGAGGAAGGAGCCUCGGAAGAUUAUCGCUGUAGCGUCCCUGAACGAAGACGUCAAGCUCAACAAGGCUGAGAAGGCCUGGAAGCCCAGCAGCAAGCGGGCAAGUGAGCCAGAGGAUCCUGAAAAUUUAAAAACUCAGGAGCUGUUCCGGCGUGUGCGCAGCAUUCUGAACAAGCUGACGCCGCAGAUGUUCCAGCAGCUGAUGAAGCAAGUCACCGAGCUGUCCAUCGACACCGAGGAGCGCCUCAAGGGCGUCAUCGACCUCAUCUUCGAGAAGGCCAUCUCUGAGCCAAACUUCUCCGUUGCCUAUGCCAACAUGUGCCGUUGCCUUAUGGGGCUGAAAGUCCCCACUACUGACAAGCCGACCGUGAUGGUCAACUUCCGCAAGGUACUCCUGAACCGGUGCCAGAAAGAGUUUGAGAAAGACAAGGAUGACGACGAGAUUUUUGAGAAGAAGCAAAAAGAGAUGGAUGACACAGCUGGUCCCGAGGAGAGAGCUCGUCUGAAGGAGGAGCUGGAUGACGCCCGGGACAAGGCCCGUCGGCGCUCCCUGGGCAACAUCAAGUUCAUUGGGGAGCUCUUCAAGCUGAAGAUGUUGACCGAAGCCAUCAUGCAUGACUGUGUGGUGAAGCUGCUCAAGAACCAUGACGAGGAAUCGCUCGAGUGCUUAUGCCGGCUGCUCACCACCAUUGGCAAGGACCUGGACUUUGAAAAGGCCAAGCCUCGGAUGGAUCAGUACUUCAACCAGAUGGAGAAGAUAAUCAAGGAGAAGAAAACGUCCUCACGUAUCCGCUUCAUGCUGCAGGAUGUGAUUGACCUCAGACGGAACAGUUGGGUGCCAAGGAGAGGGGACCAGGGCCCCAAGACCAUUGACCAGAUCCACAAAGAAGCUGAGAUGGAGGAGCACCGUGAACACAUCAAAGUUCAGCAGCUGAUGUCCAAGGGGGGGCAGGAUAAGAGGAGAGGGCCUCCAGGGCCAUCGUCCUCAGGUGGGCGGGGCAACCAAGUUUCAGAUGACGGCUGGAACACCGUCCCCAUCAGCAAGGGCAACAGGCCGAUUGACACCAGCAGGUUAACAAAAAUCACCAAGCCAGGUUCAAUUGACUCCAACAACCAGCUUUUUGCACCCGGCGGGCGUCUGAGCUGGGGGAAGGGCAGCAGUGGUGGUUCGGGUGCUAAACCUGCUGAACCAGCGCCUGACUCCAACCGGCCAGCCACAAGUACCUUGAAUCGCUUCUCAGCCUUACAGCAGUCGGCUUCUGCAGAGAGCCAGGACGUGCGGCGUGUGGUGCAAAGAAGCAGCAGUAGCCGCGACCGCUCCGAAAAGGGCGGUGACCGAGGGGACCGCUUGGAGCGCGAGCGGCCGGAGAGGGGCGAUCGCCUUGAGCGGUCGGAGAGGCCGGAGCGGUCAGACCGGAACAGGACACCUGUCACCAAGCGUAGCUUCAGCAAGGAGAUGGAUGACAGGAGCCGGGAGCGAGAGCGAGAGCGGCAAGGGGUCCUCGAGACGGUGCGCAAAGUGGCCAGCAUGACCGAGGAGCGGGACCGAAGCAGGGAACCUGCAAAGCGUGAGCCAGUGGCCCCUGAGCCCCCCGCCAGGCCUGCCUUGUCCGAGGAGGAGCUGGAGAAGAAAGCCAAGGCCAUCAUUGAGGAAUACCUGCACAUCAACGACAUGAAGGAGGCUCAGCAGUGUGUCCAGGAACUGAACUGCCCCUCCCAGCUCUACAUCUUUGUGCGGAACGGAAUCGAGUCCACGCUGGAGCGGAGCACGAUUGCCCGCGAGCACAUGGGGAUGCUGCUCUACCACUUGGUCAAAGGAGGCAUCCUCUCCAAGGAACAGUACUACAAAGGGCUGCAUGAGAUCCUGGAGAUUGGUGAAGACAUGGAGAUUGAUAUCCCGCACAUAUGGCUGUACUUGGCGGAGAUCAUAACUCCCAUUCUGAGAGAAGGCGGCAUCCCCAUGGAGGAGCUGUUCAGGGAGAUUGCCAAGCCUUUGGUACCUAUCGGCAAGGCCACGACUCUGCUGCUGGAGAUCCUGGGCCUGCUUUGCAAAGGGAUGAGCCACAAGAAGGCAGGGACACUGUGGAGAGAAGGUGGCCUUAGCUGGAAGGAAUUCCUGCCCGAGGACCAGGAUGUCAAUAAGUUCAUCACAGAGCAGAAAGUGGAGUACACAAUGGGUGACAACUCCGACGCACCCAGCCGCAAGGAGCUCACGUCGGAAGAGCUGUGCAAGCAGCUAGACAAAUUAUUGAAAGAAAAUGCAAAUAACCAAAGAAUAUAUGACUGGAUUGAGGCAAACCUGAGUGAGCAGCAAGUCUCAUCCAAUAUGUUCGUCAGAGCCCUGAUGACGUCGGCGUGCCAUUCCGCUGUUGUCUUCGAGAACCCUUACCGGAUGGACAGUCCCGUGAUCAAGAGCCGAGCCAAGCUGCUGCAGAAAUACCUGAGCGAUGAGAAUAAGGAGCUGCAGGCCCUUUAUGCUUUACAGGCCCUUGUGGUAAAGCUGGACCAGCCAGCAAAUCUGCUCCGAAUGUUCUUCGAUGCCUUGUACGAUGAGGACGUGAUUAAAGAGGAAGCCUUCUACAAGUGGGAGUCGAGCAAAGACCCGGCCGAACAGCAAGGGAAGGGAGUCGCGCUCAAGUCCGUUACAGCCUUCUACACUUGGCUGCGCGAAGCGGAGGACGAGUCUGACAACAACUGAGCACCCACGUUGUGGGAGGUGGGGGGGGGAGGGCGGACGGACGUAGCCUGCCUGCCUGCCUGCUCUGACCCCUCCUCAGAGCCUUGGACUCCCGUGGGGGUGGCAGCGUGGGGGGUUAAGGAUACACAGGAACUGGGUGCCGCUCUCCGUACCUUCCUCCCACACAGGACUUCUCUCUCCCCCCCCUUAUUAUUAUUAUUUUUUGGUUGGGAUUUUUUUUUUUGUUCUUUUGUUUCUGUUUUAACAGCCUGUAUUGGUUUGUGUCUGACGAUAAUAAAUUGAUGCUGAAGGAGG
Molecule: messenger RNA, 5423 nt
Organism: Lacerta agilis (Sand lizard)
Lineage: Eukaryota; Metazoa; Chordata; Lepidosauria; Squamata; Lacertidae
Gene: EIF4G1
Product: eukaryotic translation initiation factor 4 gamma 1
Exons: 36
Coding region: 252-5129 (1625 amino acids)
Cellular component (GO): eukaryotic translation initiation factor 4F complex
Molecular function (GO): mRNA binding; translation initiation factor activity; protein binding
Source: RefSeq, a predicted model, not a curated record